AUGAUGAUAGGAGCUUGCAAUUUCUCAGAGUUUUCGCCCCUCCUCAAGGAUGGCUACAACCCUCUCCUUAAAGGCAGCAAUCAGCCUCGAAUCCCCUUUAUCAUCCAUAUCGACAGCCAGGGAACUCUCCAAACAGAGCAGGACAGCAUACCGAUACUUCUGCCCCAUAAAGUGCCCCAACCUCUCUCUUGCAUUUUUUACUAGUGUCUGUUGAAUGAUACUUGGCGUGGUCUUCGCCGUCGGGUCAAUAAGUUUGAGCGUGAGCUGCCAAAGACCGAGCUCUAGGAGCAAGACUCCGAAGGCAUAUAUGUCGUGGAUCUUUCCGAACGCCUCUGUGGGCAAACCUUGGCGGGCUGGAUGGCGGUAUAGAUCCCAAUGGACAUUCGAAACCUCCCCACCGGGACGUGCAUAUUCGAAGCCGCAGAGAUAAGGCGAAUCGAAGUCUAAUCCUUGAUGUUCUUGGCGAAAAAAACAAUAUAUUCUUGGAGUUGAUGCUUUUAUGAACCCAACCUACGAGGAACCAUUCUAUCAACGUGUAGCCGAUGUCGUGUGCUAUGGCGAACCGUUGGCCCAAAGUCGGUCGCGACCGUCCCGUCAAGGAACCGAUGGCGGUAUGGAGGCUCAUCGGCUCCGGCUUACGGUCCUGGGGAAGCGCAAAUGCUAGACCAUAUCGGCACUCUCCAGCCUCACGGAAGAAGCCGAGACAACGGAGUGUAAAGUUGUUUGAUUUGGUCGGCUCAUCGUGACGGCACUCGACACCUAGGAGUUUGGAUAAGAGCUGGAUCCUCGCCUUUGCUACUUCCGGGUUACUGGUACCUUGUUGGGGUUCUGGAUCGUGUUUAUACUCGAUCAAGACAUUUUGGUUGUUGUAUUUACCGUUCCUUAAGUCGCCCUCCCCAACCAGGGAGACAGCGCUCGUUGGGAACCUGGAAUGUCCUUGCGGCGUAUUGGUGAUUAGCUUCGGGUCGAGUUCGACCGUCUCGCCCUGCGAGGGAUCAAGGAUAAACAUGCGAGUCGUGGUGAUCUUGGACAUUCCAAGGGUUCUAGCAUCCUUUCCCUGGAAAUCUCGGAGUUCGUCCAAAUUCAACGAGAAGGCAUCCCGGGUGAAAAGUGUCAGCUUCAUAACCUCCAUCAACCUCCCCACCCAAUCUCCGUGGUCUCGGGCUAAAGAUUCAAGCUUCUCUCUGUUGGACAGCGCCCACUUCAGGCUCGCGAACUUUUGGGAAAAUUGAGCACGAGGAAAGCGCCAGCUACUCCAAGCGCAUUUUUUUUCAUGCACAACUGGAUUCGUUGGUCCCGGGGUUUCGAUCGACUCUAAGGGGACCACCUUGGGUUCUUCUGCUUCCUUUUGUCUUUCGGAACUUCCAAUGCCAAUUUCCCACCAUUUGUCAACCCCC
Tuber melanosporum (Perigord truffle) is the source of this 1397-nucleotide messenger RNA. RefSeq lists its product as uncharacterized. The coding region runs from base 1 to 204 and encodes 67 amino acids. NCBI's taxonomy places the organism in Eukaryota, Fungi, Ascomycota, Pezizomycetes, Pezizales, Tuberaceae. The record is from RefSeq and is a predicted model, not a curated record. The transcript has a single exon.